Molecule: messenger RNA, 1486 nt
Organism: Oncorhynchus kisutch (coho salmon)
Lineage: Eukaryota; Metazoa; Chordata; Actinopteri; Salmoniformes; Salmonidae
Product: complement factor H-like
Exons: 8
Coding region: 73-1272 (399 amino acids)
Source: RefSeq, a predicted model, not a curated record
CUGGACAGUGGUUCUCUUCAGUUCCCCCGGUUCUACUCCUUCCAUUUUUACUGCAUCUACCAUUUGAUCAACAUGAAAUCAUCUCUGACUCUGCUGUGUCUGGUGGUAUGGGUGAAUGUGGAUGCUUCAUCAGCUCAGACUGUGUGCAGUGGACCUCUUCCAAAUGUGCCCGAUGCCAGGGUCACUGAGGAAAGCAUCAAAAAUGAGUACAAAGAGGACGACAUUGUCCUUUUUUCCUGCAACUUUGGCUUUGUACCAGCAGGCAGAAUAAGUUAUCAGUGUAAGAAGAAUAAGUGGGUGGUGGUCCGUCAGGGGAAAUGCAAGCCUAAACCAUGUGAGCUCCCUGAUGAAACUGCCAAUGGCCACUACAGCAUCCACGCUGGAGAUGACUUUGUCUUUGGAACCACUAUCAAAUACACUUGCAAUGACGGUUAUCAGAUUAUGAGCAAAAUGGACAACAGAACCUGUAUGGUGGCAGGAUGGAGCAACCACCUGCCCUUAUGUGAAGUGGUGAGUUGUGUCCCUGAGGCUACAGAUGGACGGGUGGUUGUGAGCGGUCUGCCAGAUGAUGAUGGUGUUAUACAGUACGGUCAUGAGCUCAAGUUCAGCUGCCCCAACCCAGCACACCAGCUGAAGGGAAACCCACAGGUAGUGUGUGCCGCGGGGGGGAUGUGGAGCAACCGUUUCCCAACCUGUGAAGAUGUGACUUGUGAAGCUGCAGAGAAGAUUAAGAAUGUGAACGUGAUAGGAAUUCCCCAAAACAACACCAUGAAGGUUGGACACAGGCUACAGUUUGAGUGCAGCAACUCUAAACACAUUCUGAAGGGGAAAUCAGAGGUCACCUGCUCAGUCAAUGGACAGUGGAGUCACUCCAUUCCAAUUUGUUAUGAGCCCAAGGAUUUCUGUGGACCACCUCCACAUGUCAAUAACGGAGACAGAGACAGAACCAGAGAACGCUACAGAAAUGGAGAAUCAGUUCAAUAUGUCUGCCAGAAAUACUACAUCCUUGAUCCCCCUUCAGCGUACAAGACGUGUUGUGACGGGAUCUGGACACGACCGAUAACCUGUCUGAAACCCUGCACUGUGGAUGAAGAGCUGAUGAACACACAGAACAUCCAAUUUAAAUAUCCUCCGGAAGAUCAAAAAGUCUAUGCCACACAUGGAGAUCAUACCACUUUUAAGUGUACUGGUCAUCUUAGACUGAGCCCAGGUAGUGUUGGUUUUCAUCAGCAGUGUAUAAAUGGGGUCAUGAACUUGCCUCAUUGCCAAUAGUGGCUUCGUCUUACGUGAAGAGAUGGCCACUUGCUUGCGGAAAGAUUGCUGCUUUCAUCAAUAUAAUAGUCUGCAUCAUUUCCAAUCCCACAUAUAAUUUUUGGGUAAAUAUAUAUAUCCAUAUACAUACAUAUUCACAUAUAUACAGUGGGGAGAACAAGUAUUUGAUACACUGCAAAUUUUGCAGGUUUUCCUACUUGUAGAUGUCUCAUAG